AUGACUAUCGUUACAACACUCCGUAGCUCCAUACCUAGACAGUCCAUCUUGGUGACAGGUGGUGCGGGCUUCAUCGGCUCCCACCUUGUCGAAGCCCUGCUUGCCGACGGGUAUUGGAAGGUUGUGGUUAUCGACAACUUCGAUGACUUCUACUCCCCCGAAAUCAAGCGUGCCAACCUCGCAGGCCUUCUACAACACCCCAACCUCACAGUCUACGAGGCCGAUAUACGCGACGUGCCAGCCCUGUCGGCCAUCUUCGCCGAAAGCAACUUCUCCGUUGUGGUCCAUCUUGCGGCUCGCGCAGGAGUUCUCCCCUCUCUGCAGUUCCCAGACCUUUACUAUGACGUCAAUGUCACUGGAACGAUGAACCUGCUGCAGUGUUGCAAAGACUUUGGAGUCAAGCAAUUUGUCUUUGGGUCAUCCUCCAGUGUCUAUGGCCUGGGCGCAAAGGCUCCCUUCUCCGAAACUCAGAACACCACAAAGCCCAUUUCGCCAUAUGCUGCAUCGAAAUCAACAGGUGAAUUGCUGUGCCACACAUGGUCUCAUCUGUAUCAGAUUCGCUGUGUCUGUCUGAGGUUCUUCACCGUUUACGGCCCUCGCCAACGCCCGGAUCUUGCGAUCCACAAGUUCACCAGACUCAUCCACCAAGGCAAGCCAAUCCCUCUUUUUGGAGACGGCUCCUCAAUCCGGGAUUACACCUACAUCGACGACAUUAUCGAUGGAAUCUUUGGGGCUAUUGACUAUGACGGUUCUCUUUUUGAAGCCAUCAACCUCGGAGAGUCGCAGACCAUCAAGUUGAUAGACCUUAUCAGUGUCCUUGAAGGGACGUUGGGAUGCAAAGCACUCAUUGACUGGCGAGGAGAGCAAGCUGGAGAUAUGCCACUCACGUACGCAGACGUUUCCAAGGCGGGUUCACUGAUCGGGUACAAGCCUAAGACCAAAGUGCAGGAGGGAAUUAUCAAGUUUGUUGCUUGGUAUCUGAACCACAACGAGGUCUAG
Messenger RNA from Fusarium venenatum, 999 nucleotides. Lineage: Eukaryota; Fungi; Ascomycota; Sordariomycetes; Hypocreales; Nectriaceae. The record is from RefSeq and is a predicted model, not a curated record.